Molecule: messenger RNA, 1508 nt
Organism: Paramormyrops kingsleyae
Lineage: Eukaryota; Metazoa; Chordata; Actinopteri; Osteoglossiformes; Mormyridae
Gene: jmjd7
Product: jumonji domain containing 7
Source: RefSeq, a predicted model, not a curated record
GGGGCGAUCAGUCAUACUUGAAGAGGCAUAUGUAAAAGUCCAUGCUCUAUCCAUGACUGAUUUUGGAUCAGCAUCCUUCCGCAAAUUUCCACUACGAAAUUUACUAUUUGAAACAGUAAAACUGACCGCAGGUCAGUUCUAUUUGGUCCUACAUAUUCCGCUUCUUUUGCAGAGGACCUCGCAUGGCGUUGCAGGAAUAUCUGUGAACUCUUUUGGUACAGUAGGGUACAGUAAGAAAUGUGUACGUGUAAUGCAUCUUAUUACAAACCUAAAAUCCAUUAGAUAUCAUGGCGAAUAGUAUGGUAAAGGAAUGUCUAAGAAAUUUUGUAAAGGAGGCUCGUGAGCUUUAUAUGAACGAAGGAGUGCCGUACUUGGAACAUCCCAUUCGCCCGCUGGAUUUUUACCGGGAAUGGAUUAGUCCAAACAAACCCUGUAUCAUCCGCAACGCCUUCAACCACUGGCCUGCCCUUCAAAAGUGGGGGUUUUCUUACCUCAGGGAAGUCGUGGGCUCAAAGGAGAUCAGCGUGGCAGUCACACCCAACGGCUAUGCGGACGCGGUUCACGGGGACCGCUUCGUCAUGCCAGAGGAGCGGCGCAUGCGGCUCUCAGCCGUCCUGGACCUGAUGGAGGAGAAGCCACGAGGCAGUGGCGUGUUCUACGUGCAGAAGCAGUGCUCCAACCUGACAGAGGAGCUGCCAGAGCUGACUGGGGAUCUGGAGCCCCACAUCCCCUGGAUGAGUGAAGCCCUGGGCAAAAGGCCUGAUGCUGUGAAUUUUUGGCUCGGAGAAGCAGAAGCGAUCACAUCAAUGCACAAGGACCACUAUGAGAACCUGUACUGCGUGAUCUCUGGAGAGAAGCAGUUCAUCCUCUUGCCUCCCUCGGAUCGGCCCUUCAUCCCAUACGAGCUGUACCAACCUGCUAAAUAUCAUCAGAAGGAAGAUGGGAGUUUCGAGGUGUUGGAUGUGACAGACGCAGAUAAGGUGCCCUGGAUCCCACUGGACCCCCUGAACCCAGACCUGGGGCGCUUCCCAGAGUACCGCUUUGCCCAGCCGCUGCACUGCACUGUCAAGGCGGGGGAGAUGCUGUACCUGCCCUCCCUGUGGUUCCACCAUGUCCAGCAGUCUCACGGCUGCAUCGCAGUGAAUUUCUGGUAUGACAUGGAGUUUGACAUAAAGUACAACUACUUCCAACUGCUUGAGGCACUUUCCCAAGCUACAAGACCACUGUGAGGCAGUAGGGGGCGACAUCCCCAACCAGAGACUGGGGCCCUAUGACAGCAUCCCCAGGGGCCAUGCUGGGAGGUGGACUUCAGCCACACACCUGGAUGAUUUCAGCCAAAGACUACAUUCCUAUGGGGAUGUUCCAGCACACCGGCCUGCUGCCCUUCUGACAGAAUAGCUCUGAAUGCACAUCACUCAGCCUCCACACAACUUUCUGCUUUCCAUCUGGAAGCAUGAUUAAUAAAACACUGUGAAUAAGUGUAAUAAAUAUGGUUUUAUUCAACUUCA